UCCAGGGGGCGCCAUCACACAGGACAACUUGUCUGCAUACGGCUCUGUCCAUGGGGAAUGAGGACAUUAUGGAUCUUAGGAGACAAAGGAACAAACCGAAAUCCCCCGACAGGAAGGGGUUAAAUGUCUCUAUUUCCUCCUGUAUCAACUGCGACAAAUCCUCCACAGAUCAUCACAGAUUUAUAAGAUACAAGAUGUGGGCGGAAUCAUCCGGAAUCAUUGUGACUAUAAUGUCUCCUCAGAUGUUUCCCCAGAUUAUCUCCAGGAAAUGGAUUUUAUUUCUCCAUAGAAUCUGGUGCGGUUUAUCAUCGUCUCCUCUUCUUCCCUUCAGGUUUCUCCAAUCCAGGAUCCUCUGCUGAUAUCUUCUAUAUAAGAGAAUUCUCCUGGAUGACCCAUCAACCAUGGAGAGAGACAGGAACAAGAUGGCCGACAGGAUCAUAAACCUCACCCUACAGAUACUCUUCCGGCUUACUGGAGAGGAUUACACAGUAGUGAAGAAGUCCUCUAGUGGGCGCUGUCGGGCCCCUGUGUGUGAAGGAUGGGGAAGAACCCUGAGCCCAAUCCCGGGGCCCCCACCUCACUCCCUGAUACAUGAGGAAAUGGAUGAACAGAAGAUCCGAGAACUCAUCAACAAGAUGAUGGAGCUGCUGACUGGAGAGGUUCCUAUAAGGUGUCAGGACGUGGCGGUCUAUUUCUCCAUGGAGGAGUGGGAGUAUGUAGAAGGACACAAGGAUCAGUACAAGGAUCAGGUCAUGAUGGAGGAUCAGCAGCCCCUCACAUCACCAGUCAGAUCCAGUAAGAGAACAGCACCAGAGAGGUGUCCCCGUCCUCUUCUUCCACAGGAUGAUCAGGGAGAAGAUCUGAACAAUAUUAAUGGUAUAAACAUAAUAGUAAAAGAAGAAGAGACAGAUGUGAGCGGUGAUGAGCAGUAUAAGGAGGACAUUCCUACAGAUUCUUGUAGCAGGAGAUCAGAGGAGAAUCUUAUAUCUUCAGAUUAUAAAGCAGAUGAUGAUAUCACACAAGAUACAUAUGAAGAACAUUCCAUUAUCCCAGAUACACCCUCAGCCCUUCACAGCCAAGAUCUCUCAUCUCAUCCUUAUAUACCAGUCUUAUAUUCUGAUUUGUUACAGUUUAAGCAAAAUAAGGAGACGUUAUUGUCGUGUUUUACUCAGAAAACAGAUCUUGUUCAACAUCAGAGAAGUCACACAGGAGAGAAGAUAGUUUCAUGUUCUGAAUGUGGAAAAUGUUUUACUCGGAAAUCAUAUCUUACUGAACAUGGAAGAAUUCAUACCGGAGAGAAGCCAUUUUCAUGUUCACAUUGCGAGAAGUGUUUUGCUCAGAGAUCAGAUCUUGUUAGACAUCAAAGAACUCACACGGGGGAAAGGCCAUUUUCAUGUUCAGACUGUGGGAAAUGUUUUACUGACAAAUCAAAUCUAGUUAAACAUCAGAAAACUCACUCAGGACUGAAGCUGUUUUCAUGUGCAGAAUGUGGGAAAAGUUUUACACAGAAAACAGAUCUUGUCCAGCAUCAAAGAAAUCACACAGGGGAGAAGCCAUUUUCAUGUUUAGAAUGUGGGAAAUGUUUUACUCGGAAAUCAUAUCUCACUGAACAUGAAAGGACUCACACAGGGGAGAAGCUUUUUUCUUGUUCGGAAUGUGGGAAAUGUUUUGCUCAGAAAUCAAAUCUUGUUAAACAUCAGAGAACUCACACAGGGGAGAAGCCAUUUUCAUGCUCAGAAUGUGGGAAAUGUUAUACUCAGAAAUCAAAACUUAUUAAACAUCAAAAAAUCCACACAGGGGCGAAACCGAUUUGCAGAGGGAGGGGAAGACGGACGUAUCAUUGGAUUUGUAGUGUGUCGAAUGUGCUGGACUUUGUAGUGCCACCAAUGUUAUUGAGACAAUGCACGAUCAGACCAGAUCACAAUGAUCGUUGGAUGGUGAAUGUUCCAUUAUGUCAAAUUUGGCCAUUUUCUUCUGUGUUAUUCUCUGCAGAUUCUUGUAGCAGGAGAUCAGAGGAGAAUCUUAUAUCUUCAGAUUAUAAAGCAGAUGAUGAUAUCACACAAGAUACAUAUGAAGAACAUUCCAUUAUCCCAGAUACACCCUCAGCCCUUCACAGCCAAGAUCUCUCGUCUCAUCCUUAUAUACCAGUCUUAUAUUCUGAUUUGUUACAGUUUAAGCAAAAUAAGGAGACGUUAUUGUCAUUUUUUACUCAGAAAACAGAUCUUGUUCAACAUCAGAGAAGUCACACAGGAGAGAAGAUAGUUUCAUGUUCUGAAUGUGGAAAAUGUUUUACUCGGAAAUCAUAUCUUACUGAACAUGGAAGAAUUCAUACCGGAGAGAAGCCAUUUUCAUGUUCACAUUGCGAGAAGCGUUUUGCUCAGAGAUCAGAUCUUGUUAGACAUCAAAGAACUCACACAGGGGAGAAGCCAUUUUCAUGUUCAGACUGUGGGAAAUGUUUUACUGACAAAUCAAAUCUUGUUAAACAUCAAAAAACUCACUCAGGACUGAAGCUGUUUUCAUGUGCAGAAUGUGGGAAAAGUUUUACACAGAAAACAGAUCUUGUCCAGCAUGAAAGAACUCACACAGGGGAGAAGCCAUUUUCAUCUUUAGAAUGUGGAAAAUGUUUUACUCGGAAAUAAUAUCUCACUGAACAUGAAAGGGCUCACACAGGGAACAAGUGUUUUUCUUGUUUCGAAUGUGGCAAAUGUUAUACUCAGAAAUCAAAUCUUGUUAAACAUCAGAGAACUCACACAGGGGAGAAGCCCUUUUCAUGUUCAGACUGUGGGAAAUGUUUUACUGACAAAUCAAAUCUUGUUAAACAUCAAAAAAACUCACUCAGGACUGAAGCUGUUUUCAUGUGCAGAAUAUAGGAAAAGUUUUACACAGAAAACAGAUCUUGUCCAGCAUCAAAGAACUCACACAGGGGAGAAGCCAUUUUCAUGCUCAGAAUGUGGGAAAUGUUAUACUCAGAAAUCAAAACUUAUUAAACAUCAAAAAAAUCCCCACGGGAGCGAAAACGAUUUAAAACAAUAUAUGAUGAUAGAUCCAGAAAGCAAAUAUAAUUUAGAUAACACAUCUAAAUAUU
Molecule: messenger RNA, 3085 nt
Organism: Hyla sarda
Lineage: Eukaryota; Metazoa; Chordata; Amphibia; Anura; Hylidae
Product: oocyte zinc finger protein XlCOF22-like
Exons: 7
Coding region: 402-2639 (745 amino acids)
Biological process (GO): central nervous system development; regulation of transcription by RNA polymerase II
Cellular component (GO): nucleus
Molecular function (GO): RNA polymerase II cis-regulatory region sequence-specific DNA binding; DNA-binding transcription factor activity, RNA polymerase II-specific
Source: RefSeq, a predicted model, not a curated record